AUGAAUGUCAUAGGUGAGAUGCCUUUCAAGAAUUGUUUUGGACUCGUCGCCGACGAACUCCGUUCGAUCUAAAUGAGCCGAAAACAAGUGACAGCCGGUCACUUUUUCAUUACGUGUUGUUAUUUUGACCGCGGAAUUGGAGUAAUCCUGAUUAGUUAGUCGCCAAUUACUGUAUUAUCACUAAAAUUGCGUAACUUUCCGCGGAUCCUACAGUGAAAACUGAUAGUAACUUCGCGGAGUUCACAGUGAUUAACCUUUCUGAAUAGUUAUUUUUCGCCAAUUCUACAGCAAUUACCAAUUGCAAGUUUCGCGAUUCUACAGUGAUUACAAAGCAUUUGCAGUCAAAGUAAGCUACCGUACGUCCUUCGUCGAGAACUUUCUUUUGCUACAGAAACUACCAUUGAAAUUACAAAUUAUUGUCUAGGCAGUACCUUCAUGGAUCUCAACAUAGAAAACAAGAAGAGACAAAUACACUUUCACGGUGUUAUUGUAGACGAGAAUGGUGAAGAUGACAAUGAAGACAUAGCAUACAUAAAUGUACAGAUAGUGUGGUAAGUUUUUACAUAUAAUUACUUUUUUUUGGUAUAAGGAUGUCAUAACAAAUAAAGAACGCCAAUAAAAAAUUAUAAAAACAAAGUUUUAAAUAUUACCCUUUAGGUUCUACGUAAUAAACUACUUCGUACUAUUCCUCUUUGCUAUGUUAGCCAUAUUCUUUGCUGAAACAGAAUACGACCCGCAGACCAAUUUUUUGCUUAAUGCAACAUACCGUGUACUACAUGAAACUAUAGGAUACUGUAUAGUAAGUAAAAAAAACAAUAACUAAAACAGAUUGUCAUUACCCUUCUUGAUUAAAACUUUAUAUGACACUUGUAGGAACUAAAACCGCCAACCCCAUACAUCAACUGGCUCUCGAUAUUAAGGAUGGUAGACACUUAUGUCAUAUCUAACAUCAUGUUCAGAUUGGCGUGUGGUCUUUCGCUGUGCUACAGAAUCUUCAUGCCUUGGGCAUUAUGGUAAGACUUACUAUGUAAACCAAUGCUUACAUUGUUUUAGGGCCAAACUUGUAUUUUACUGUCCAAGGUCACUGUCGUUCAAAAUCGGUGCAGCUGUCAUGCUAAUACUACAAAAGUUGGAAGUGUGCUGUUUGAUGAUCUUCUCCAUCAAUAUGCUCAAGUUUGAUUAUAAAUGUAAGUUAAACUAAUGUAUUAUAAUACACACUAAGAAAACGCAAUGUAAAAAUGAACAUAGUAAGAAUUUUUCGUGUGUCUUGUGUAAGGCCGAAACAUACGAAAAGUGAGACUGUGAUAAGUCUUAUAUAUGUUAAAUUAAGAAGAUUUUUUAGGAUAUUCAACUAGAAUAGCAAAACAUAAUGUUUUUCUUUUAAGUUGAUAUAAUUAUAACAUUUUAAUUAUUAUUAUUUUAAAACUUUGCAAAACUGGAAAGAAUUUAACACUUACCACGACAUUGCAGAUGUCUACUACACCUGUUUUGUCACUUGGCUGAUCGCCAAUCCCUGUAUCAUGUUUUUAUCGUCAUGGCUUCAGUGCUACGAUCCAUUCGAACAAGGUAUCGACCGAUUGUCAAUCAUAACAAAGAUAGGUUCAACCAUUAUAUUCAUCUUCUACGCUCCACAGUUCUACUUUACGCACAACAACUUCAUAUGGGCACCAAAGUGUCAUCCUUAUGUUCGAGCAUCUGAAGCUCUCGUAGAGUAUUUCGUGUUUAUGGCGUACUUUGUCUUCAACCUAUGCUUAUUACCCGACAUACGAGACAUCAGAGGGUUAAUCUAUCCACGAAGUAUAUCUGGAGAAUGCGAAAAAAUAAUACCGUGUAAUUACCGAAAAGGCGCCAGAUACGAACGAGGACAUUGA
Bursaphelenchus okinawaensis is the source of this 1871-nucleotide messenger RNA. The record is from the annotation of a GenBank genome assembly. Lineage: Eukaryota; Metazoa; Nematoda; Chromadorea; Rhabditida; Aphelenchoididae.